This is a messenger RNA of Branchiostoma floridae (Florida lancelet), 4367 nucleotides long. RefSeq names its product relaxin receptor 1-like. The transcript has 20 exons. The record is from RefSeq and is a predicted model, not a curated record. Gene Ontology annotation, cellular component: membrane. Gene Ontology annotation, molecular function: protein binding; G protein-coupled receptor activity. Bases 129 to 2735 code for a protein of 868 amino acids. NCBI's taxonomy places the organism in Eukaryota, Metazoa, Chordata, Leptocardii, Amphioxiformes, Branchiostomatidae. Gene Ontology annotation, biological process: G protein-coupled receptor signaling pathway.
CAGAACGACCGAACACCAGGGGAAGCACCGCUCACGUCGCCCGGUGUGUCACCAACCUACAGUCACCGUACACUACAGGUGCCCCGAACUGAGGUUUCUCUGCACUGCAGUCCACGCCUGUACCAGAAAUGUUGGGUCUGACUGGAACAGUCACAUUUGUAUUAGCCACUGCAUUCAUGGCGUUGCAAACCGAAGGUCUGAAUGAAACUGUAUUGUCGGCAAAGCCAUUUCUCCCUCCGGGUUUUCCUUGUCCUAUCGGAGAAUUCCCGUGCGGAAACUCCUCCGUAUGUUUGGAGCAGAGCAAGCACUGUGACGGGGUGGAGGACUGUGAAAAUGGGGCGGACGAAAGAAACUGUGGGGAUAUUACUGGUUGGGGACAUGACUUCGACAAGACCGUGCAAGUGUUCGACUGGGAUUCAUAUCAACCUCCAAGAGCUGACAUAUGUAUUCUGCCAGACGUACCAGCCCCAUGUAACUGUAGUCACGAGACCAGAGUGUACUGUGACGGGAAAGGUCUACACACAGUACCGACUGACAUCCCGACCAACACAACCAAACUGUACGUCCAAGACAACAACAUAACGGUCGUGAUGAACGAAUCCUUCAUAAACUAUACAAAGCUGGUGUCAUUGAAUCUCCAAAGAAACAACAUCCGGGUAAUACAGAGAAGUGCUUUCAAGGGGCUCCGAAACCUUCAAAAGCUGUAUCUAAACUAUAACUUGCUGGAGACGUUGGAACCUUUCACCUUUAAAGAUAUGAAGACUCUUACUUGGCUGUACUUGGACGACAACAGGAUAACAACACUUCAACACCAGACUUUUUUCGGACUGCAGAGUCUAUUUUGGCUUGAUCUUAGAGAAAACAGAAUUUCACAUCUGAGAGGAGAAGCAUUUUGCGAGGAUAUGCCGUCACUCCGUUGGAUGGAAUUGGACCAAAACCGGAUCCAGCGGCUAUGUCCGGAGAUGUUUGCCGGCUGUGCAAACCUCACAAUACUCCGGUUGCGGAACAACUCCAUUACUUCCAUAACACGACGUGCGUUGGAUACAUUGACGGGGCUUGAAGAUCUAGAUUUGUCAUGGAACCAGGUCAGCGUGAUCCCAGAUGAUGCCUUCAAAAACAUGCAAAUGCUUUUGUCGUUGAACUUGUCAAUGAAUCCGAUAGAGAGGCUGCAGUUGGACUUGUUUGAUGGACUGGCAAAUCUGACGUCACUUGACCUAGGGGGAUUGACGAUGCACAACUUGUCCUACCGCCUGUUCAGAAAUUUGAAGAAACUAGACUUCAUCUACUUUAGCCAGUUCCGUUACUGCGGGUUCGCCCCUCACGUGCGCAGCUGCAAACCCAACACGGACGGCAUCUCGUCACUCGAGAACCUGCUGGCCAACGUCAUCCUGCGCAUGGCAGUCUGGGUAGUCGCCAUCUUGAUCUGUCUCGGCAACACGAGCGUGAUGAUUGGACGAACGGUCAUGAAGCAGGAGAAUAAAGUUCACUCUCUCUUCAUCAGAAAUCUGUGUGCGUCAGAUUUAAUCAUGGGGAUCUACCUGCUGAUCAUCGGGUCCAAAGACCACGUGUACCGCGAUGUGUACAACCAGUACGCACAGGAGUGGAAGCAGAGCUACAGCUGCCAUAUCACAGGCUUCUUCGGAAUGCUGUCCGCUGAGGUGACCGUGCUGCUGCUGACGUACAUGUCCGUGGAGAGAUUCCUCUGUGUGGUGUUCCCCUACCGAGAGAGCCACCCCAACGUCCGACAGGCAGGCACAGUCAUAGCGAUCAUCUGGGUAGCCGGUGUGACACUGGCGGCAAUUCCGUUCACGUCAUCGAUGUACUUCGGCAACUUCUACGGCAGCAACGGCGUGUGCUUCCCGCUGCAUCUACACGAACCGUACGGCAACGGCUGGGAGUACAGCGCCUUCAUCUUCCUGGGGAUCAACUUCACCUCUUUGACUGUGAUUCUGUUCGCUUACAUCGGCAUGUUCAUCUCCAUUCAUCGCACAAGGCGUUCGUUGAAGUCCCCACUGUCUCUUCUAAGCGACAUGUCCUUUGCCAAGAGGUUCUUCUUCAUCGUGCUCACGGACUCCCUGGUCUGGAUUCCCAUCACUGUCAUGAAGUUCAUGGCGCUCACAAACGCACCUAUCUCAGGUUCCUUGUACGCUUGGAUCGUGAUCUUCAUCCUGCCGAUCAACAGCGCCAUCAACCCCAUCCUGUACUCCCUCACCACACGGACCUUCACCAACAUGCUCGGCAACCUGGUGGAGAAGUCACCCUUCAGACCGGUGAAAGCCAAGUGUCCUACAGACGGCGGACACAGGGAUGAAGUUUCGGCGACUACUGGUACCACAGGCCUGUCCCUCAAGCACACCAGAUAUCACAGAGGGAAAAGGUGCCAAUCGGAGACCGAGUCGUCCAUGUCGAUGGCCAACACGUCACCACUUGCCACCAUCCACACCCCUGACGUCGGCGUCCCGACUGUAGACGGCGAGAUGACCGUUAGAUUUUCAAAAUUCAGCCUCGACAGCGUUCCUGAAAUACCAUCCAAUGAGGAGGAAGACUGGGACUUCGGAUACGGAAUAUCAGACAUUUGCACCAUCAGCUGUGGUAGGCGCUUGGUGACCACCAUAUGCGAACACAGUAUUUCGGACAAGGCGUCCGUAAAAUCAGAACAAAAGAGUGAAGAAAUUACUGAGGACUGCCAGGAAUCAAAAUACACAGAUACAGAUACAGAAACAACAGGGCUGUAAGAACUAUCAACAUCAUCAUAAGUUUUACUUCGAUGAAGCUUGCAAUGCUUCUGUACAGACUUAGCAAGUAUUUGGUGAAAGUUUACCCAUACACAAGGACUUGAUUGUGUCAUGUUGACGUAAUGAUGUACCACUGAAAUAAGCGUGUAUGACAUGAUAAUGGACGACAGCAAACCAGAUUAACUAACGACAAGAUACAUAAAUAUGUAUAGCUACUAUAGCUGAUCAAUUGAUCAAAGUCGACGGAAUUGACAUAUCAAUCGCAUGUCAUUGACGUUUAAAUAAACGGUACCCUAGAAAAUUAAAAUGUAUAUGUGUGCAUCAAAUGUGUGCGAACAAAAAAUCCCUUUACUUGGUUUGUAGAACUAUUAGUUUUUUGAUUACCAAAAAAUCCAUAUUGAUCUCUUUCCUUUUAAUGUCUUUGUGCAGUUCCGUACCUUGAUGAAAUCCUGACCUCUUCUUUUGGAUGCACUGUUGCAAUCACAAAAUGUAACAUACCUUGUAGAAAACACUACAGGAAAUUGCUUACCAUGUACCAAGUAUUACGUCUCCUUAUUGAAGACUACCAUAUUAAAAUGAAAAGGAUCCAUUGUGACACUGCAGAGUAAUUAGAUUACAAAUACCUGUAAGAAUUAUUUCAAUUCAACACUCGUUUUCUACAGAUGACAAUCUAGUGCCUGACGAGUGCAUGAUGAGUGUACGAAGGAAUAGUGCCCAAGACAUCAGAAAACCGUUUGGAUGAGAAGAAACCAAGAAAAGCUACCAAAUACCUUAACACCUGGGUUCUUUGUGAAUGUGAAAGUUUGAAAGUUUUUUUCAUUCAAAUAUUUGAAGAUUUGAAAGAUUUAUUCAUUCACGGAAGCAAAUGACGCCCUCCGCAACGUUGAGACACACCGCAUUAUUUUUCACUACACUCUCGAUGUCUCCUGCUGAGUUAAGUUAAAAGUUAAAGUUGCCUAUACAGAUGCGUAGGGGUGGCGCCCUUCUCCAUUUCUGUAGCCCUUGGGCCACACAUUUGUGCAAGUCACUAGAGCAAGAACUGGUCUGCUGCUGGUAGUGAUGUAUGUUUAACUCCCAUACUCUUCUCCAAAUAUGAGUGCUGAUAUAAGCAAAGAAAGCAGCAUGUACCGUUUUUAAAGUGUGUAGUAUGACUCGGUCGGGGGUCGAACUCUCGACCUACAGAAUGAAAGGCGAACACUCUACCCACACUCCCACUCCUGCUGAGGCCAACCCUUUAUAUGAGCACCGGCAGCCAAAUUGCACAAUUUUUCGGGACGUUGAACAAUUUUAUUCCUUAUCGAUUCCCGCAGGAGGAAUUGGCUGACAUCGCAUGAGUCGAAUUAUAACGAUAAGUCACACGUCAACUGUCAUGGGCAUGGGCUGGCAAGAAACUCAGACUAGGAUAUGAUGUAUGACUUUUGUUGUACCUUACACAUGCGGUAUGAAACAUUCCUGAUUAAAUUUUACUGGUAACAUUGUUGAUUAAGGUCUUUACAUCUUCAAAUAUUUGCUUAUAGAUUUGCUUACAAGACGCUGCAUAUCUAUGCUGAAAUGAGAAAUGGAGAAGACAACAUCACAGCAAUAACAGACGUGGCAUUUCGAAAGUUAUUCAACAUGACAUUUGAGAGCUUA